GCGCCACCCGGAAGUACAGCAAACUCACUUUCUGGCCACGUGUUUGAGAAGUGAGCGGCGGAGGAGGCGGCCGAGUGUUCGGUAAAACCGUCAGUGGAGCGAGGUAGUAUAGUAGUAGAGGAUCCGAGCAGCUCAGCAAUCAUGGCAGUCCGGGCGUCUUUUGAAAACAACAAUGAGAUCGGUUGCUUCGCGAAACUGACGAACACGUACUGCCUGGUGGCCAUAGGGGGAUCCGAAAACUUUUACAGUGUGUUUGAAGGGGAACUUUCUGAGACCAUACCAGUUGUCCAUGCAUCAAUAGCUGGGUGUCGCAUUAUUGGUAGGAUGUGUGUAGGCAAUCGGAAUGGCCUUUUAGUUCCAAACAACACAACCGAUCAGGAGCUCCAACACAUUAGGAACAGUUUGCCAGACUCUGUUCGGAUUCAGAGAGUAGAGGAGCGUCUGUCAGCCUUAGGGAAUGUGAUCGCUUGUAAUGACUAUGUGGCACUUGUCCAUCCUGAUCUCGACAGGGAGACAGAAGAAAUCUUGGCAGAUUUCCUGAAAGUAGAAGUUUUCAGACAAACUGUUGCAGAUCAAGUUCUUGUUGGAAGUUACUGUGCAUUUAGUAAUCAGGGAGGCUUGGUACAUCCUAAAACAUCGAUAGAAGACCAGGAUGAAUUGUCUUCUCUACUACAGGUCCCCCUUGUGGCUGGCACAGUUAAUCGAGGCAGUGAGGUGAUUGCUUCAGGAAUGGUUGUCAAUGACUGGUGUGCAUUUUGUGGUCUGGAUACAACAAGCACAGAGCUCUCAGUAAUAGAAAGUGUAUUCAAGCUAAGUGAUGCUCAGCCAAGCACAAUUGCCACCAGCAUGAGAGACUCCCUCAUUGACAGUUUAACUUAAAUGGUUCCGCACAGAAGAGUUUCCAACUUAUUGACAGUCAGCUGCUCCUCUUGCUACAAUUACCAUAAGAUGAAGAGGACAUAUUUGCUAUAUAUUAGUCUAUACAUUGAGUUCUGAAAUAAAUUGCUAAAUAUCUACUUGUGCUAUGUUUUCAAGCAGAUUAAUUAACCAAUGCCUUUUCUCUGAACAAUAAAUACAUAUUUCUAA
This is a messenger RNA of Pseudophryne corroboree (corroboree frog), 1086 nucleotides long. It is a transcript of the gene EIF6, whose product is annotated as eukaryotic translation initiation factor 6. Bases 142 to 879 code for a protein of 245 amino acids. Gene Ontology annotation, cellular component: cytosol; nucleolus; preribosome, large subunit precursor. The record is from RefSeq and is a predicted model, not a curated record. Lineage: Eukaryota; Metazoa; Chordata; Amphibia; Anura; Myobatrachidae. Gene Ontology annotation, molecular function: ribosomal large subunit binding. Gene Ontology annotation, biological process: assembly of large subunit precursor of preribosome; ribosomal subunit export from nucleus; maturation of 5.8S rRNA. The transcript has 7 exons.